Molecule: messenger RNA, 4402 nt
Organism: Sorex araneus (European shrew)
Lineage: Eukaryota; Metazoa; Chordata; Mammalia; Eulipotyphla; Soricidae
Gene: CGGBP1
Product: CGG triplet repeat binding protein 1
Exons: 3
Coding region: 621-1124 (167 amino acids)
Biological process (GO): regulation of transcription by RNA polymerase II
Cellular component (GO): nucleus
Molecular function (GO): double-stranded DNA binding
Source: RefSeq, a predicted model, not a curated record
GUUUGGGGCCCGGGGCCUUCCGUCCUGAAGCGCGAGCCGGGGGCGGGGCCGGGACGCCGUUGUCGGCGGCGGGAGGAAGAGGGAGGAGACGGGAAGCCUGACAGCGGCCGCCUCCGCCAGGCGCCGGCCGCCUCCUCCCCCGAGACUGCCGCCAACUCGGCUGUCGAGUUCUCGGGCCCGCGGCGGGCAGCGGGGACGCGGCCCUGGCGCCGGGCGCCGCCGGCGUGCCGGGCUCAGCGCGGGAGGAGGGAAGCCAGACGCCGGGGACGUCCCGCGCCCCGCCUUACCCUCCCCCUCCCGAACCCUGGGCCCCGGGGCGCGCGGGGGAGCCCAGCGGGGCGGCCCGCCGCGCCGGAGCCGGCCUGACGAGCGCCGGGUGAAGGCAUGACUUCCCGGCACCGCAGGGAAAACGGGGUGCAAGCCCAGAAACUGUUUCCCCACCACCACUUGUUGAAAAUCUGAGUGCGAGGCGCCUCGGGAUUUGAAGCUGCGGCGGGGGGUGGAAAAAAAAAAAAAGUGGCCGCGAGUCCGCGCGCCUCCCGCUCGGCCCUGGAGAUCCUGCGCUGAAGGAGCGAGACGGAAAAAGCUGGAAACGCAGCCGAGCCUUGUUUAAAAUCAGAAUGGAAAGAUUUGUAGUGACCGCACCACCUGCUCGAAACCGUUCUAAGACUGCUUUGUAUGUGACUCCUCUGGAUCGAGUCACUGAGUUUGGAGGUGAGCUGCAUGAAGAUGGAGGAAAACUCUUCUGCACUUCUUGCAAUGUGGUUCUGAAUCAUGUUCGCAAGUCUGCCAUUAGUGACCAUCUCAAGUCAAAGACUCAUACCAAGAGAAAGGCAGAGUUUGAGGAGCAGAAUGUAAGGAAGAAGCAGAGGCCCUUAACAGCAUCUCUUCAGUGCAACAGUACUGCGCAAACAGAGAAGGUCGGUGUUAUCCAGGACUUUGUGAAAAUGUGCCUGGAAGCCAACAUCCCACUUGAGAAAGCUGAUCAUCCAGCAGUCCGCGCUUUCCUAUCUCGCCAUGUGAAGAAUGGAGGAUCCAUACCCAAGUCAGACCAGCUGAGGAGAGCAUAUCUGCCUGAUGGAUAUGAGAAUGAAAAUCAACUCCUCAACUCACAAGAUUGUUGACAAGGAAGUUACCACCAUUGUGAUCAAGAUAAAUAAUGUGGAGUAUUAAAGUUAUGUGUUGAUUGUGUGGUUCAUUUUUAUAUUUAUUUCAUUUAAAAUCAUGUGAUGCAGAAUAGUUUUGCAAUGUGUAUAUAGUUGCAGGCAAAAACAAAACCUCACUGCAAAACUUAAUUUUGUCACCAAUGGUGUUAAACAAAAUUUAGGGAUUAGAGUGUGUUUCAUACCUGAAACCUGAUGGUUAUCUUUAAAAUUGAUGGUUUUCCUCUUGAAAUAUUUGUGCAUGGAAGUACUGCCCUGCUUUUUACCUUGUUGCCAUGUAUGAUUAUUCCUUUGAUUGAAAACUAAUCUAGGAAAUAGAAAUUGCUGCCAGGAAACAUCAUUCACAGUAACUGAAAAGGAAUUAUAUCUGAUUAGAGCAUCUUCUUCAGAAAGGAAAGGAUGGUGGGAGAGUUCUUGUUAUCUUCAGAUUCCUAGCAGAAAAUGAGUUUAUUUCAGAGUAUGCUCUACUUGUAUAUGAUAGUUACUGAACUGUUCAUCAGUUCCUCACUCUUUUCCUCCUUCUUAACGGCUUAUUGUAUUUAAUAGCAGCUUUAAGUGACCAAAAGACUAGAAUCUUUCAGUAUCAGUGCCAAAUGGCAUAGGGAAUUUUGCAGUGACAAUUUUAGUCUCACUAUAAACGCACAUUCUUUUAACCUUAACUUAGAUUUCAAGCAUCAUCUUAAAUUUGCAAACUUUUUUUUUUUUCAGUAUCUUGGUAUAUAAAGAUAGUGAUAUUGGCGUUUUUAUUUAAGCAGACAUUUUAUUAUUGAAUUUUCAGUUUUUGACAGUAGUAACUUUUGGUUAACAUCAAGAUAUUAAAAUUUCUCUGGUUUUAUAAGUUUAGGUAAAUAGAAACAAGUUUAUUUUCUUUCACUUAUAUGUGCUUUGCCUUGUGCAAGGUUUUUAAAGGUGGAUGGUAAAUACUAUUUAGAAAUAUUGGCAAGAUUUUUGUAGUGGAAAUCUGGCAAUGUCCUGCAUAACUAGGUGAGGAAUCUUAAAGGUCAGCCAUGUUCUGGAAAUGAUCUCUCUGAACCUCACUAUUCUAUAAAGUUAUCAAAGUAGCUUAGCUCAGUUGUGUCUUCUCUAUUGGAGACUGAUUUUUUUUUUCCAGAAAUUGAAAGCUGAAAAUUGGACUAGAGCUUUAAAAAAACCUGAAAAUAUUCAAGUUAAAAAUAUUUACAAAAUAUAUUUCUAUUACAAGGUACUAACAAAUGAUGCCCUAUGUGACUUAGAGUUUCUUUGAGGUCAUUUUACUACAAAUCUUCAUUUUUUAAAAAAACCAAAGUAAGAAAAAGGUUAGAUUUUCUAUUUUUCAGAAACAGCUUUCUAUGCCUAAGUUUCCUUUACAAACAAGUUCCUAGUUCAAGUUGUCAAAGUACCCAUCUGGUUUUAGGUUUUAUGUGGGUGUUUUGUUUUCAUUUUAAAAUAAGCCUGCCACCAAAAAAGUAUACACAUACCACUUGUCAAAAUUUGAACUACCGGUUUUUCUCAUGUUCAGUUAUAUUAAAGUAGCGCAGUAAAGCCUAUGAUAUUGUUGCUCAUUGAUAAAGCACACGUGGAGACCAGCAGCAAAACAUAACAAAACUGUACUUUGCUUUUACUUCUGUGCUAGGGAGUCUGCAGGCAACCAUGUUAAAUAUGAAUUGUCUAAGAUCUAAAAAGCUAGGAAAAUAAUUGAGGUAUUGGCGUUUCAAAUUACAGAAACUUAAUCAUUCUAAUUUUUCAAAAUCCCAAUUUUAGAUUGCUCUGUUGUUUGGGUAUUAAUUUGCACCACCAGCGCAGGCAGUGGUGAAUAUCUUUUGGAUAGUCCUAUGCAGUACCUGAUACUGUACUAAUAAAACACCAGUAAUUAAUAGUUUCUCUACUGACUUGAUCAUUUCGGUCCUGUAUAUCUCAAUGUAUUUCUCCAGGCUCCUUAUCCCCACAUACACUAUAUAGAGGGGCAUAAUCCAACCUUUUGUUAGGGUUAUAUCAUGUCCUUAGAAACAUUUUCCAUCCUGUUAUAGCCAUUUGAUAUUUCGUUACUGAUUAUGAAAUCUCAUUCUCUAAACUUGUUAACUUUAUCUCAGUGAGAAGGCAAAAUGAUUGUUUUAGCCUGUGCAAACUGGUACCAAUCCGUGAAUCCAUGGUUGGCAUAUGUUAGAUAAGAAAUGAGAAUGUCUAAGAGACAUAUGCUGCUGUGGAAAUGUAGUGGACAUGUGUACAGAAGCUUUCAAUCUUAACUAGUGUUAGUGUGAUGCUAUACUAUUGGAAAAAUAGCAUUUUUCUAUUUUAUAAGUUGUAUGCAUAAACAUAAGAUUUGUAAUGUUUCAUUUAUAGACCGCCUCUUCAACACAUGCUUACCUGUUAAUAGCCUUUUCUCGAAAUAUGGUAGUAUGUCUUCCAGAAUUUCACACUAGUAAAUAGUUCCUAGCUUGUUGAAAUGUUAAAUUCCUUGUUGGUUUCUUUUGAUUCAGGGCCAUAUAGCAAACCUGAAAGACAUUGUAAUCAUUUCCUACAGGGUGAAAACUUAGAAUGAUUGUGUAUGAGAGCCUAUAUAGUUAUUUUAUUCAUUUAUCAUCUUUGAGUAAGACUUGGGGUGGGGGGGGCUAUUUGAUGGUUUUGGCCCUUUCGAAUUUUCUGGGACCAGAAAUCUAAAGGAAAAAGUUCUGCAUCACAAAAUUGUUGACACUUGGUAUUGCUCUGAAGUUUUCAUUGCUUUAAAACUGUUGGUAAUAGUUGGUGAGAUCUAGCAGAAAGUUCCGUGUUAAGAUAUGUGAUUGAAAAACACUUUAAAAUUUAAGGUGGCUCAAAAUGAAAGCCAGAACUCUUGGCACCAAAAUUCAUUAUUUUGGCUCUCUGGUUUGACUUGCCCUGGCUACCAUUUUCGUAAGCUUCAAAACAUGUUCAUUAAACAGAUCUGUAAUAUAAUUUCAGUGGAAAUCUUAACCUGAAAUUGCUUUAACUUCUGGUCAGCACUGAUUAAAAUGUGAAUGUGAAGUGGCUAUCUUAAACUUUAGUUUAUUUCAGUCCAUGCUAUCAUAGAUUUUUGAGGUAAAAAUGCAAUUCCUUUCUGGUGGUAUCCUACUUGUAUCCAGAAUACUGUAUUCAUUAAAACUUUACUAUGUUCAUUUUUGUAUACCCAUGCUUUUUUUUUUAUCUUAUAUUUUUGCUCAUGCAUGUAUCCUCGGUAUAAAUGUCACUUUUAAAGUUUUGUCUUUGUGACUUUUAGAAAUAAAUUUCAAAAAAUUGUUUUGGAA